Meloidogyne enterolobii is the source of this 219-nucleotide messenger RNA. NCBI's taxonomy places the organism in Eukaryota, Metazoa, Nematoda, Chromadorea, Rhabditida, Meloidogynidae. The record is from the annotation of a GenBank genome assembly.
UCUUUAAAGGGUCUGUCUAGAGAGUCCAGCAUGGAAAUUGAAAUAACUGAAAACUAUGUCCCAAUUUUGCCUCAAGAUUGCACAAAACCGUUAUGUUUGUAUCAGACAAUUAAGAAGCGGAAGAAGCAUGGAGGAAGAGACUUGUGUGGUGCGGAAAGAAAACGCCGCCGCAGGGCAAAAUUACUUGGAGAGGGUACUUCACAUGAAAAUAAUGAAUGA